CCCACAAGACAUUCAACACACGCUUAGAUCAAAGGCCUCAAAGGCAUUUGUUGAAGCCUUUGUCCUCAUUCUCCUUCUUGAAUCGGAUCCAACCCAAUACGAACCAAAUAAAGUCCAGUACUGCAAGAUUGAAAUAGGCCUACGUUUUCAAGAGAACCUCGAGCUCCAUCAUUUAAUCACCUACAGGUAG
Dovyalis caffra is the source of this 190-nucleotide messenger RNA. The record is from the annotation of a GenBank genome assembly. NCBI's taxonomy places the organism in Eukaryota, Viridiplantae, Streptophyta, Magnoliopsida, Malpighiales, Salicaceae.